Messenger RNA from Pseudomyrmex gracilis, 3553 nucleotides. RefSeq lists its product as uncharacterized. The coding region runs from base 184 to 2772 and encodes 862 amino acids. Gene Ontology annotation, biological process: female meiosis I; mRNA stabilization; male meiosis I. Gene Ontology annotation, cellular component: nucleus; cytoplasm. The transcript has 5 exons. The record is from RefSeq and is a predicted model, not a curated record. NCBI's taxonomy places the organism in Eukaryota, Metazoa, Arthropoda, Insecta, Hymenoptera, Formicidae.
UAACAGUCGGGACUAGUUGGAAUCGCACGGAAUCGGAUUUGGUCGAGACAGGUCGAGACUGGUCGCACAGCCUAGUGGUCGCGCCAGAGCGAAAUGGAGCAAAGAAGCAAUGGCGAGCAGCGAUGGUGGAGGAGGAGUCUGUAAUGGUAUGUGGUGAUGGAAGUCGAGAAUCUUUCUUAACGAAUGGCUCUGUCUGAAGUGCACAAUUUAACCGCGAUUAUCGGCAACAAUGCUUUCGCCGUUAGUAAGGAUAACAACAUCGAACGCAGUGUCAGUAUGCUGGAAGUACCGCGAAAGAUUUACUCUAGAGACAUUCGUGGUGUAGAGUACAGUCGUUGGAGCUAUGACUUAACAAGUUGCAGCGCGAAAGGAAAUAUGAAUAUCGAAGACGAGGACAGUCAAGAUUUAAAUAAUCCAAUGGUCAACGACUUGGUAUCAAAGAUUCUUGAUGACGAUUCCAUUGCUAUCGACAGUUGUUGCACGAGUUGCAACAACAGUGCUAACGUGCGUUAUGAAACAGAAUUUGCUAAUUCUUGCCCCAACCAAGUUGGAGAUAGUCUGGAUGCCUAUUUGACGGAUAUGAAUCAUUUAGAGAUUCGUUCGCCGUGCGGCAAGUUGACGAACAAUAUUUACAACAACGUUAAGAAUGAAUAUCAUUAUUCGAACAACCUUUGCAACGAUAUGAAAACAUUGAGUUUUAACGCGUGUAUGGGACAGUCUGUAGAAUCGCAAAGUACUGCAUGUGGCAAUGAAAUUGCAUCGAACACGUAUUUGUCCAAUCCUCGAUCGCACGUUAUACAUGCAGACGACGGAAUAAUGUACACGGGUGGUACCAACGUGCCAUUGUGUAACGAUUUGCUAACCACUACGAGUGGAAUAAACUAUGGCAAACAGUCCGAGAACUGGACGGAACCUCUUGUGACAUAUUCGAUGGGAAAUUACGCGAAAAUUUCAAAUUGUAUCAAACCGGAUCUUAAUUUUAACGUAACUGCGUUAACUUUAGCUUUGGACUCGCCCAAUUCUGUUCCUAUUAAUGAGCUAGAGUAUCGUAACGAUAUGAGACAUAAUGCGUCGUCGGGUUCGUAUGGUAAUACUAUAGUGAAUAACAUUCACGAUAUGUACAGUGUUGCCGCUAACACUUGUCAGAGUAGUUCCGUUGGGUACAGGCCCAACUCGGCGAUGACUGAACUGAGCGCCGAUUCUGGUUUCUUGUCCAACUCGCCGUUGCAACAUUCAAUUUCAUCUGCUGAUACAACUUUGCACACUUGUUUCGGAAGUAGUGCGCAACAACGUAAUAGUAUUGGCGAUUUCAAGGAUGUUCACGACACUGCUAAAUUAAAUAUGACACGAGGUAUUAAUGUACCUAAUGAGCAACUUCAGUUUUUGCACCAGCAAACAACACGUAGCUACAAAUUGGAUCAAGUUGUGGACCAAGAUUAUAAAAACUUGAUCGACUAUUAUCCCGCCGUAACGAAUAACUUUGUCGCAUCUUCUGUGAAUUUAGACACAAAUGAGAAUGUUUGUUCGCCUAAUGAUUACAGAAUUGAUAAUAGCUUAUUGAAGGUAAUUAGUCCGAAGUCAAAGUCUGUCGAAACUAAAACUUAUUCGCCGAUCGGAUUUCCGAAGAAUCUGAGUUCGCGCAACUUGUACCAACCUAUUGCUAAAUACGGCUGUCACAGUUAUCAACAGUACACUGCCAACAGUGGCGACACUCUUAAGAUAUUGCAACAAAAUUCCCCGUUUUAUCACAACGAUUUGAAGCAGCAGCAGCAGCAGCAGCAGCAGCAGCAGCCUAAACUCAACGCGUACAAAUUCGACGGAUUUGAUUUGACUAAAGAGAUGGCUUUCCCUUCGGGAAGUCACGUUACCGAUCGUAUUACGGGAUCUACGCUAGACAAGGACGCCUUUAGUCACAUCGCGAAACAACGACAUCAUAUAUCGAAGAUGCAGAGCAUUCCCGCUGGUAUUUCUCCGGGCGAUAUCAUUUUCAAUUCGGGAAUAAUAUCGGGACCGAAUACUAUGAGAUCGGCGGCAGCGUUUCCGUCGAUGAUGUCAGUUCCUGUUUCUGUUCCGGUUCAUCCUCUUCCGCGGCUGUUCUCUGCUCUCUAUGGAAAUAACUUGAGUUUUAGAAACGGCAGCGGCGCAGCCAGAAAGACAGGUCCCUCGAGUAUACUACAUUUCAAUCUCGAGCAAACGUAUGAGCAAUUUAAGCAAUUGGAAAAGGAGCGCAAGAAAUGCGAAGCCGGAUUGGCCGCGCAUUUCCCGGGAAAACGAGUAACCAGCGCGAAUAACAUACCUAUCCCGCGUCUUCAAGGAAAUCCAUCGAGAGUGGAUCGUUUGAUAAUUGAUUAUUUGAGAGAGCACGCUCGUGUCAUUACACUGAUAGCAAAAAUGGAGCGCUUACGCGGGACCACGAUGAAUCAACGUGUGCAUAAAGCUAUGGAAUAUUGGCUGGAAGCUAUCAAAUAUGUUCAAGAAUGUCGCAAGCAAGAAAUCACGAACGUUAUCAAGCGCCAAAAGGAGAAUCCGCAUUGCAUCUUGGCGUACGAUGACAAUGAUAUUCUAACCUUGGCUGGGAGCGUGCACGAGCUGACGAAAGCAUCGCGGUACGCGCGAACGGGUAUGUAUAAUGCACUUCAGGCCACGUUGCUCUAUGACUUGGAGAUAGAGAAGAACGUCGUCGAGACCUGUAAGGAUCCGGUUCUCGAAAUGAAAAUUCACAAUGAGAGUCAAACGACGGACGGAAGCAACGAUUACACAAGCAAUACCUAGCAAAUUUGCAUUCAACUACCCACUUGCUAUCGCUCAUCUUGAAGUAAAUCCAGCAGCUUUUUACUUACGUACUUACGUAAUUACGUUUUUGAAAAGCUUCCGCUGGUGUUUAUUCACUGUUGAAACGAAAUGCCGCCCAUUAUAAAUUCAAAACUAUCAGUCGCGAUACACAAAGUAAUUCAAUUACGAAUGAAAUUAUAAGACAUAAGACGGAGAUUUGAAAAUGCGCGCAACUUUUUACUGGUUAUUAAUAACUCCAUAGUUUUCUACCGUAUGUAAAUUUUACUGCUUACGACAGUGUGUAAUCGAUUUAGCUUUUCGACAGAACGCCGAUUUAGAUACGAGAAAAAAAAAUUUAUAUAUAUAUAUAUAUAUGUGUAUAUACAUAUAUAUAUGUAUGUAUGUAUGUAUGUAUGUAUCAAUCGUGUUUGAACCGGUGAACACCCGCUAGCUUUGAAGUCGUUGACAACAAGUAACUCGUGACAAAAAGGAGAUUGCUCAGAUAUAUUAUAUCCUUUAGAAGUUGUUCUUCGUACAAUUGUCUGUUUGUAUACGUAUCCUAAGUUAUAAACGUAAUAGAUAGCGUAACAGAAAGCGCCUAUGUACUCAAUGUACUCGUUCGAAAUGUUGAACAGUAACUCGUUAGAUUAGCUCAAUGUGGCCUUCCUUAAAUGUGCGACCCGUAAUGUGGUAGUAGAUGUUCUAGAAUUUGAAUAUUUCGCCAAGUGUAAGUGCGAUAUCAAUUUAAUCGCAUGUAACACGAGCUUAUAUUUAUAUAUAU